Hyla sarda is the source of this 4747-nucleotide messenger RNA. Its product is annotated as heparan sulfate glucosamine 3-O-sulfotransferase 1-like. The transcript is spliced from 2 exons. Gene Ontology annotation, molecular function: [heparan sulfate]-glucosamine 3-sulfotransferase activity. The record is from RefSeq and is a predicted model, not a curated record. Bases 617 to 1561 code for a protein of 314 amino acids. Lineage: Eukaryota; Metazoa; Chordata; Amphibia; Anura; Hylidae.
CCAAUAGGGAGCUCCUAAUUUCUCCAAUCAGGCAUUGCAAUCCAUCACAACUCCUGCUGAACUGGUUAACAGCUUCAAUUGCCCUGGUAAUAUCCAGCAGCUGAGUGUGCAGUGUGAGGAGCUGCUGCUGCUGCCACUUUCCUCUAUGAGCUUGUGAGAAGCAAAGGAGAUGAUGAAUUCAGAGGAGAACGAAGCUUUUAGUGAAUUGGUUUCUGCUGCUGCUCCCUUUAUUAUUCCUCCCAAGACCCUUCCUCUGUUCUUUUUCUUCUCCUACUCCUCUGGUCAUUGGGACUGAUUCAUAAGUCAUGAGAUGGAUGCUGGUCAUACAUUGCUGUGGAGCAAGACUCACAGUAGAAGAGGACAGUGACUGAGAUCCCAACAGUUUGGCAGCUUCCUCCUCUCUUGUCACAUUUCUGUCCCUCUCUCUCUGGAAACACAAAAAAGCUGGGACACUUAGUUCAUCACAGCCUGGUUCCCUCUACAUGGCUCUAUCAGAGAUGUAUCUGGACCCUGUCAGUUCCACUGGAAUUACAUCUCGCAUUUUGAAGUCUGAAGUGUGCUCAAGCUCAGCAGUCAAACUUUACAUCUCCUGGAACUGAUAUCUCUUUCCCUCUACAUGGCCGUACAUUUGGUCUCCGUUUUCCUCCUACUGACUCAAUGUCGGGCAGCACCUUUCGACUACCCACUGCCAACAAAUAGUUCCCUGUCUGAAGCUCUUCAGAUGGAAGUGGGAGAAAUCAAUACUACAAGUGAACAAUUCUUAUUCUCUACUCAGCCCCCGGGUACAUUUCGCCGAACACCACAGACUAUUAUUAUUGGAGUACGGAAAGGUGGGACCAGAGCUUUGCUAGAGAUGCUGGACAUUCACCCCAACAUUGCAGUAGCUGCGACUGAAGUGCAUUUCUUUGACUGGGAUGAGAAUUACAUCAAAGGGAUUGAGUGGUACAGGAGUCUUAUGCCAUAUUCAUUUGAAAAUCAAAUUACUAUAGAGAAAACGCCAGGCUAUUUCACAUCUCUGCAGGCACCAGAAAGGAUUCAUAGCAUGAACAGCUCAAUUAAAUUACUUCUAAUUCUGAGAGAUCCAACCGAGAGGGUCAUAUCGGAUUAUACCCAAGUAUACUACAAUAGACUUGAAAAUCACAAGCCCGUACAACCCUUUGAGGGCAUCGUGAUUAAAAAUGGUGCACUUAAUACCAAAUAUAAGGCUAUCCAAAGGAGCUUGUAUGAUGUGCAUAUGGAGAGAUGGCUAAAAUACUUUCAUUUGAAUCAGAUUCAUAUAGUGGAUGGUAACACUUUAAUAAAAACACCUCUUACCGAACUGCAGAAGGUAGAAAGGUUCCUUAACCUUCCUCCUAGAAUUGUGUCUUCAAAUUUUUACUUUAACCAAACCAAGGGAUUCUACUGUAUCCGAAGUGAUGGGAGAGAGAGGUGUUUACACGAGUCCAAAGGGCGCCCCCACCCUGUAGUCAACGAAACCGUCCUGGAGCAACUUUACUCCUACUUCAGAGAACACAAUCACAGGUUCUACCAAAUGGUCAAUCAGUCUUUCGACUGGCAUUAACCCUAUGUACUCUGUGAAGACAACAAAACUUGUGAAAGUGCUAAACUGUGAAUAUCUAUACCAACAAUACGUUUUUGAAACAUUUUGUGCAGCUAACAAGAAAAACUAAAACAAAUGGGAUGUAAAGUGUCACCUACCCUCCCACUCAAGAUGUUUGCCAUAAUGCAAAAAGAUACAUUGGAGAUAAUUUUGUUUACAGAGAAAAUGGGACCCCAAGCAAUUUCUUUUGUGUUGUGCAUACAGAUCUAUGAAUGCAUUACUACGAUUGGCCAAUCCUUUUGUUUUCUAUAUGUGAUGUAGAUACCUAUCUAGGCCUUGUGCAGUAGGAAUUGUUAGCAAAACUUUGAUAAAUAACUAAUCUUUGCUAUGGUAAUAAACAAAUAAUGUUUCAUAUAAUGUGUUUAAAUGGUAAAGUAACUAAUUUUGUAUAAUGAAUAUAUUGCUGUCUUUAAAAUAUUUUGUUUUGUUUUAAUUUUUAUUAAAACCUCUUGAUACAGGUCUUAGGGUAUAGUAAUGGAAUGUAAAGCACUUUGAUUAGUAUCUCGAAUUAUAUCUGUUACUUUUGGUCCAGUAGGAUAUAUAUAUUUUUUUUAAACGGGCCAGGUUGGGUUUAAAAAAAUAAAAUAAAUACUUGCCUGAUCCCCACUGCUGCUUAUUAAAUCCCUGCUGGUCAUGGUGGUCACCAUUUCCUGGUUCCAUCUUGAUGAAUGGAAAUACCCACUUAGCUAUUUUCUGGCCGCAGCAAUAACUUCUCAGCCAGUGAUUGGGUGAGUGGGCAUUAACCAUGUGUCAAGACUGGACUAAGGAAUAUAGAUUAGCAGGGACUCAGUAGGCAUAAGACCAGCAGCAAUGGAGAUCAGGCAGGUGAGUUAGGUUUCUUUUUUAACCCAGUCCCAUCCCUUUAAAAAAUUAUAUAUCUUACAGGAAAAAACUUUUUUUUGUUUUUUUUUUGUUAAAACUUUUUACCUAGUUAAAACCAGUUUUUACCACAUGCAGUUGUUAAAACUAGAAUUUACUGCUUUUCUUUAGUUAAAACCAGCAGUUUAAACAAAUGUAUUCAAUAACAACUGGUUUUAACUAGGAAAAAGCAUUAAUUCUAGUUUUCACAAAGGCUUUCAGGAAGAACUGGUUUUCCCUAGGAUAAACCCUUUCAAACAUACAGACUAAGGCUGGAAACAGACAAAGCGUUUUCUAAAAUCACUACAUGCAUUUUUUUCUAAAGAAAUUGUAGCUUUUUUCCCUCCCAUAGACCUCUAUAAUUUAGAAAUAGAUUUACACUGCUCAAAAUAAUAAAGGGAACACGAAGAUAACACACCCAAUAUCAGAAUGAAUGAACUAAUCGUAUGCAAUACUUUCUUAUUUUCAUAGUUGAAUGUGCUGACAACAAAAACACACAAAAAUUAUCAAUAGAAAUCAAAUUUAUCAACCCAUGGAGGUCUGGAUAUGGAGUCACACUCAAAAUCAAAGUAUAAAACCACACUACAGGCUGAUUCAACUUUGAUGUAAUGUCCUUAAAACAAGUCCAAAUUAGGCUCAGUAGUGUGUGUGGCCUCCACGUGCCCGUAUGACCUCCCUACAAUGCCUGGGCAUGCUCCUGAUGAGGUAGUGGAGGGUCUCCUGAGGGAUGUCCUCCCAGACCUGGACUAAAGCAUCUGCCAACUCCUGGACAGUCUGUGGUGCAACUGAUGGAUGGAGCGAGACAUGAUGUCCCAGAUGUGCUCAAUCGGAUUCAGGUCUGGGGAAUGGGCGGGCCAGUCCAUAGCAUCAAUGCCUUCCUCUUGCACCAACUGCUGACACACUCCAGCCACAUGAGGUCUAGCAUUGUCUUGCAUUAGGAGGAAUCCAGGGCCAACCGCACCAGCAUAUGGUCUCUCAAGGGUCUGAGGAUCUCAUCUCGGUACCCAAUGGCAGUCAGGCUACCUCUGGCAAGCACGUGGAGGGCUGCGCGCCUCCCCCCCCCCCCCAAAAAAAAAUGCCACCCACACAGUUUUUGACCCACCGCCAAACCGGGCAUGCUGGAAGAUGUUGCAGGAAGCAGAACAUUCUCCAUGGCGUCUCUAGACUCUGUCACAUCUGUCAAAUGUGCUCAGUGUGAACCUGCUUUCAUCUGUGAAGAGCACAGGGCGGCAGUAGCGAAUUUGUCAAUCUUGGUGUUUUCUGCCAAAUGUCCUGCACGCUGUUGUGCUGUUAGCACAAUCCCCACCUGUGGACUUUGGGCUCUCAUGGAGUCUGUUUCUGACCGUUUGAGUGGACACAUGCACAUUUGUGGCCUGCUGGAGGUCAUUUUGCAGGACUCUGGCAGUGCUCUUCCUGCUCCUCCUUGAAAAAAAGGCAGAGGUAACGGUCCUGCUAUUGGGUUGUUGCCCUCCUAUGGCCUCCUUCACGUCUCCUGAUGUACUGGCCUUUCUCCUGGUAGUGCUCUGGACACUACGCUGACAGACACAGCAAACCACCUUGCCACAGCUAGCAUUGGUGUGCCAUCCUGGUUGAGCUGCACUACCUGAGCCACUUGUAUGUAUUGUAGACUCUGUCUAAUGCUACCACUAGAGAGAAAGCACCGCUAGUAUUCAAAAGUGACCAAAACAUCAGCCAGUAAGCAUAGGAAGUGAGAAGUGGUCUGUGGUCACCACCUUCAGAACCACUCCUUUAUUGGGGGGGUGUCUUGCUAAUUGCCUAUAAUUUCCACCUAUUGUCUGUUUCAUUUGCACAACAGCAUGUGAAAUUGAUUGUUAAUCAGUAUUGCCUUCUGAGUGGACAGUGUGAUUUCACAGAAGUGUGAUUGACUUGGCGUCACAUUGUGUUGUUUAAGUGUUCCCUUUAUUUUUUUGAGCAGUGUAUUAAUAUAGGCUUAUGUAUGUUCUGUUUCCCCCCCCCCCCCCUGUGUCACCUGAUUCUUUCCUCAUGUGACUUAAGAAUUUGUAUUGAAGAAUGCGGGGGGGGGGGGGGGGGAGGUGUUACAUACAUGCACACAUGUAUUGUUUCUGGUGUUUGUUUUUUUUAAAUAGAAAUCACAUGACCAAUGAAUCCCAUAACCGGUGAUGAGAAAAUUGCAGGAGGGGAAGCGGUAACAGUACAGAAAAGUGUCUAUACUUAAGCAUACUAAUUUUUUGGGGGGGGGGGGGAAAUGCAAAAACUGAAUCAUGGUGGUGAAAAAUAGGGAGCUUUUAGGUAAAAAUAAAUUUAAAA